GUCCUUUUUUGUUCUCUCUCUCUCUUUCUCAUCUUUCAUUGAACUCUUUACCUUUUUUACAUACACACACACACACACAUCAUUUAAACAUGCCACUUCAAGUCAUUUGCGCCGGAUACAGUAGAACAGGCACCCUCAGCCUUCAACAAGCUUUAGAUAUCCUCGGAUACCGAACACACCAUGGCAUGAGCGUACUUACAGACCCAAGUCAGAACGCAUCAAUAUGGCUAAAGGCGUACAAGAACCCUGGCAGUGUUGAAUGGGAGGAUGCAUAUGGCGAUUAUGACGCUGCCUCAGACUGGCCAACAUGCGUCUUUUACAAGGAGUUGAUGGAACGGUAUCCGGAAAGCAAGGUGGUGUUGUCAGUCCGAUCGGCCGAGAGUUGGUACAAGUCAAUUCAAAAGACGAUCCUGCCGUUGGUUCAGCUGCGACACAUGGGCAACAUGAUGCCGGAACGAGUGCGACAAGUACGCGAGACAUGGUUUGGCACGUUUGUCCGCGGUCACAAGAUGAGCCUGAACGACAUAUCGAUUCUCUUUGACCGCAAGAAGAUGAUGCAGAUGUAUGACGCACACAUUGAAGAAGUCAAGCGGACUGUGCCUGCAGAUCGGCUUCUGAUCAUGUCGCUUGGCGACGGGUGGGAGCCUCUCUGCGAAUUUUUGGGUAAGCCCAUCCCUAACCGACACUACCCCGUGUCAAACACCGGCGGCGACUUUUCGAGUAUCUUUUGGACGGCAAUGAAACGGUCAAGCAGGUUCGGGAAGAAGAAGAAGAGCAAGACGACGGCCUCUAGAACCUCUGCCGCCACUGCCACUGUUGUUCCUACCGGUACUAGCAACAAGCAACGGCUGACGAACGACGAGGGCGCUGCAGCUGUAGCGUAAAUGGCCGAGUGGCGCAAAAAGAAAAACAUGGGCUCUUGGUGUGUGUGCUAUCAUUAUCAACAUAAUUAUUAUUAUAAUUAUUAUUAUUUGGGUAUGUACGGCAACGGUUCGUUGUUGUUUUGUUAUUACGUCUUCUACCGGCUUCUUUUUCCUUUUUCCUUCGCUAUCGCUUGUUAUACACUAAAGGAAGAAAAGCCGGAUCCUUCGAAUGUGAUAUCAUCACCUUUUUUGUCCCUUAGAAGAACAUCCACAUGAUACAGAUGAAACCUAGGCCAACCUUCUUCUUUGCUCUUUUUGUAUUACAUUCAUCCCCACCCUGUUUUUGUACACUCUGUUCUUUCUGCUUCCUUUCGUUCCCUCCCUCCCUCCCUCCUUUCUCCCCCAAACGCAACCCCCCCUCCCUCCGCUCAUCUUCUCAUCAUCGUCAUCAUCAUCAUCAUCCUCCGCCUUUUGUUGUUUUUGUUUCGGUAAAACACCUACUCACUAUUGCUCUUUCU
Molecule: messenger RNA, 1381 nt
Organism: Zychaea mexicana
Lineage: Eukaryota; Fungi; Mucoromycota; Mucoromycetes; Mucorales; Lichtheimiaceae
Exons: 2
Coding region: 90-884 (264 amino acids)
Source: RefSeq, a predicted model, not a curated record